GACUGUUUUUUGGUCCGAAGGAAAGGAGGAAGAAGGAGAUUGUGAUGGAGAAAGGGGGUCUGUAAAACGUCAGGCACCGCACAAAGGCUUUGCCACGUAAUUACAGGCUCCUAUUAAGUCGAGAUCUGCCCUCCCAGGGGUCUCCAAUUUUCUUGUAUUCCCUACAAAGCCUCCUCUGCAUGCCAGUUUGUGCCUUUUGAAGUGCCAGAGAGCUUCUUGAUCCAACUGAGAAGGAAAAAGGAGCUCAGCGAGAAGAGGGGGAGAGCGAGCGAGAAGGGAAAGGGGGGAAACCCACCACCACCCUCCUUCGGACUCUUGAAGCCCUUUUUUUUUCUUCUUACGAAAAGUAAAGUGAGAAUCCUGCUCUCCAAUACAUCUGCAAGACAUCACCCUCUCCUCCUGAAACUUUAGUCACUCCUGAGAAUCCACAGGAGUGCAGAGAGGGGGAACACGUUUUCUUGAAGAUGUUUUAAAGCUGGAACAAGCCUUCUUCUGUUGGUGCUUGAACUCUUGCCUGGGAAUAACUUUUUUAACCUUGAAAAAAAACCCACUUUGAUUCUUCUCUCCCACCCCUUCUUCUCUCUUCUUCUGUUUGCCUAACUCCCCCGCCCUGCUGGCCUCCCCUUUCCUUUCUCCCCCUUAUUAUUAUUUUUAGUGUGUGCGUGUGGACGCUUUUGGAGAGCUGGAAGGAAUUUUUUUUUUCCUCCUGACUUGAACAUAGGGUGACUUUUUAAUUUUAUUUUUUGGUGUGGAUUAUCUCCUUGGACCGCGCCGGACUUGGCCUCAGGAAAGCAACCGAGGCUGUCGAAGGUUGUUGGUGCAGAACGCUCGCUCUGCAGAAGGGGGUCCCCCGCCCUCUUUCCUUUUUUUUUUUUUUUUUGUCCUUAGCCUCCUUCUCUCUCUUCUCUCUCUCUCUCUCUCUCUCUCUCUCCCGCUCUCGCUCUCGCUCUCUCUCCACUCCCCCCUCUCUCUUCCCCACUCGGCUCCUCUCCCCCCUCGCGCCCACAGCGUUUGGUGUUGAUUCGAGCGGGAAGAGGGGGGUGGGUGGGAUCGGAGGGGGAGACCAUGACCUCCAGCUACGGGCACGUUCUGGAGCGGCAACCGGCGCUGGGCGGCCGCUUGGACAGCCCCGGCAACCUCGACACCCUGCAGGCGAAAAAGAACUUCUCCGUCAGUCACCUGCUAGACCUGGAGGAAGCCGGGGACAUGGUGGCGGCGCAGGCGGACGAGAGCGUGGGCGAGGCCGGCCGAAGCCUACUGGAGUCGCCGGGACUCACCAGCGGCAGCGACACCCCACAGCAGGACAAUGACCCGCUGAACUCCGAGGAGAAGAAGAAGAGGAAGCAGCGGAGGAACCGGACGACGUUCAACAGCAGCCAGCUGCAGGCGCUGGAGCGCGUGUUCGAGCGCACGCACUACCCCGACGCCUUCGUGCGGGAGGACCUGGCGCGCCGCGUGAACCUCACGGAGGCCCGAGUGCAGGUGUGGUUUCAGAACCGAAGAGCCAAAUUCCGCAGGAACGAGAGAGCCAUGCUGGCCAACAAAAACGCUUCCCUCCUCAAAUCCUACUCAGGGGACGUGACUGCUGUGGAGCAGCCCAUCGUACCUCGUCCUGCUCCACGACCCACCGAUUAUCUCUCCUGGGGGACGGCCUCUCCGUACAGAUCCUCGUCCCUCCCAAGAUGUUGUUUACACGAGGGGCUUCAUAACGGAUUCUAACGGAAGACACUGAAAAGCUGUACUUUUGUAACUUGUCGGGUGGACGAGACCAAACCACACCACCAUGCUGUGCCUCAGUUUACCUUUUUGUAAAAUGGGUUUAACAGUACUUACCUACCUCACAGGGGUGUUGUGAGGCUCUAUUCAUUUGCUCCUUCAUUCUUUGCUGUGUUCUCUGCUUGUGCAGCACUUGGUAGCCGUGGGAGGAAAGGGACUACAAAAGUAUACAAUGUUAAUGGAAGGAUAAGGUACCUGGAAGCCUUGUUUUCUAGCAAGGAAAUGCUACCUUGCUGUAAAUAUACCCUUCCUAUAGCCUUGUAUGUGGAAAUGAGAAAUAGGUUUAUAUUUACAGACCUCUCAAAAAUCACAUCACUUGACCAAAGAAUAAUUUAAGAUACACAGAACAGACAUAUUUUUGACAUAUUUUUAUCCUGACCAGGUUGGUUCUAAUACCUUUAGUUAUCAGUAAUUAAAAAGCUCUAGAUUGGUUUUGGCCAGAUAUGCCAACUCUGAGUGACAGGCAUGGACUGCUGAGUUUAAGAUGCACUUUCAGCACACACUUGUUCCCCCUCGGCCUAGCAAGUUGAACCAAUGGUGGAACUUUUUCAGCCAAACAGCCAUCAAUUGGAAAAUGUAUUUUAAAUGUUGAAUCUAUACUUCUUUUAGUAACAAGAAGAAAGCCCAUCUUGUGCAUUUUGCUUCCAUCCACUGAUUCCCUCUUCUUUUAGCGUAUUAUUAAAAUAUUUCUUACUGAUGUUUCACGUGGGCUGGCUGAACACCACAUAUUACUUGCUUCCUAAGGAUUCCCUAUACUAAUUCUUUGGUCCCACUAGCUGCUGCAGAUUAUCAAGAUUCAAAGGAACAGUGUAGACUAACAGAUGAAAACAUUCUUUGUGAAAUGAGUGCAAUCCAAGAAAUUGGUGAACAUUUGGAGUUUGGACUUUGGGCUACAGUGCAGGGAACAACUCAUACAAGACAAGGUGUUGCUAGGCAAGGGGAAUUUUUGAAGAGGGAGGAAAGGAAUAGAAGGUCAUGUGAAACAAAGUCAUUUGAAGCUUUCGUCCUGACAUCCGUUUUCAGUAGUGAACAGAAAAGCCUGAACCCAAAACCCAAACGCUGUGUGAAACUGGGCAGUUUUGCCACCAAUGCCUGGGAAGCAAUGACUGGGAAAUCAGAGAGUAGCCAGCGCUGGUCAGCCGUAGGAAUUUUCAUUGCUAGUGACUCAACACCACAAACAUUUAUUAUCUAAGCACCUGAUCAAGAAGUAUACACAUGAGACAAGCACUCAGUAUUGUUCAUUUAUUAUUGAUUUUUUUUUUUUAAGUAGAAGUUUGAUAUAUGAUUUAGAGGAGUAGCCUUUUGGCUUCCAAGCCAGGUCUCAACAGAGGGCCUCAGACCAACAAAGUUCCAAGGCGUCCUCCCUGCUCUUCACCAUCAUUAUACCCAGAUGCAGAUGAAAACAUGCGAACUGUCUGUCUGUGUCCCCAGUCCCUUCCCAAACAAGAUGCUGAUCUGUAGGACACGUGGCAGGUUAAGUCAAACCAGAAGAGGUGAUUGAAUAAAAAAGGGAAUGACACUUAGGGUAUAAAGAUCUCAUAAUAAAUAUAAUAUGUAAAUUAUAUCUUGCUUUAUGAUGUAAAAUAUACAUUGUUUGCGCUAGAAUAGAAAUGAUUCCUUUUCAAUAAAAAGAAGAAGGAUACUA
Molecule: messenger RNA, 3421 nt
Organism: Lutra lutra (Eurasian river otter)
Lineage: Eukaryota; Metazoa; Chordata; Mammalia; Carnivora; Mustelidae
Gene: PRRX1
Product: paired related homeobox 1
Exons: 5
Coding region: 1066-1719 (217 amino acids)
Biological process (GO): regulation of DNA-templated transcription
Molecular function (GO): DNA binding; DNA-binding transcription factor activity, RNA polymerase II-specific
Source: RefSeq, a predicted model, not a curated record